Molecule: messenger RNA, 10126 nt
Organism: Linum trigynum
Lineage: Eukaryota; Viridiplantae; Streptophyta; Magnoliopsida; Malpighiales; Linaceae
Source: the annotation of a GenBank genome assembly
CUAAUUAUUAGCCAAACCAUUCCUGCAUUUUUAAAUAUUAGCCAAUUUUUUUGUAAUGCAUCAAAAUAUUAGCUAUUUUCUGUUAUCGUUCAUAAUUUGUUAACUAUUUUCUUAUUUAAAAUAUUAAAGUUUUGGAAUAUUUGCCUCCAUGUGUCUCUUCCAAGUCAGUAUAAUGUUGCCAAGUUAAUAAUACUAACAAAACUGAUAAUUGGAAGUUAAUAUUUGACUAGUAUUUUUAAAGGGUUGGUUAAUAUUUAUAUAUGCGAAAAAUGUUUUAGUAAUAAUUAGUAUUUAUCCUAAAAAAUCCCUCUAAACUACAGUCCAUCCUUCCCUGUCAAAUAUGAGAGAAACUAUGCUAUUGGUAUAUAUGGAAAUUCUAUUAUUGAUGGAUGGAUUUGCCAAAUUAAAAGACCUUCUAUUCACAUUGAAUUCUUGGAAACAAAUUUUUCAUAAAAUUUGUGAGUUUCGAUUUUGAGCACUUGAACGAUGUAACACUUUGGUUUAUGUGACCAAGUUGUUUGGAGUAAAUUAAAAUAAUAUAUUGGGAAGUGUUCCCGAGACAUGGAGUUUGAUCCAUGAAGAUGAACUUAUGUAAACUGUGUAUUUACAUAAUGUUAAAUAAAGGUUCAUAUUUCCUAGGUGGAGAAAUAUGAACAACCAUAGGUAUGUAAAACCUAUGGGACGAGGCUAGUGGAAACUUGUGAAUCAGGUCUAUCUGGGCCGGAAUGGUUCCAAAUUAAAUGCAAAGAUUAUGUUCAAAGUAAGUUGAACAUAGUACGAAAGAGGAUACCUCCGGAGUUUACAUUUGGUUAAUGCUUGUUUAUCCACAAGCGACAAGGAAUUCUGAUUCCAACGAUGUUGGUCAAGACGUGAUAAUUUGUUUAUCAUGCAGGUGAUUUAGGACUUGAUGUUUCCUAUGCCAUGGGGGCAAGGAAAAUGAAGCUAUGAUUGAUCCUUAUAGGGAUUUAAUAAGCUUGCCAAAUGGUGGUCAUCAUCAAGAUAAGCAUUAGGUCAGAAUUGUUUAUGGUAUAAGUACACUAUACCAUUGGAAAAUAAUUUGACUAUGAUUAUCAACGUGGAGAUAGUUGACAGAACUGUGUAUGGUAUAUAUAGAUAUAUAUCAUUGGAAAAAAAUUUGGCAUGAGAGCUCAAUUGAGAUGAUCUUAUUGAACUUAAAAUCUGGAUUACUUAUGGCAUAUUUAUGAAGUUUAUAACAUUGGAAAGUAAUUAGACAAUUGAAUUAGAAAUUCGUUUGAAUUACUUGUCGUAUAUAAUGUUACAUAAAUGAAAUGUCAUUAGUAAGUAAAUAGAUGGGAUUUCCAUUGCUGGAAUGCAUCUGAAUUACUUAUGACGUCUCAAGUUGCCUUGAUCAAUACCAUUGGUAAGUAAUUAGAUGAUAUUUCAAAUAAAAUCUGAAUUGUUUGUUGUAUGCUAAUCGUGUGAGAUCAUAUCAUUGGUAAACAAUUAGAUACAUAUAGUGGUUGGCAAGUUCAAUAAGUAAAACCAUGGAAAAUAAAUGGGAUUAUUCCAUGAUGUUUGGCAAAGGGUAGAAUUGUGGGGGUGAAGAGCUAGCAAUUAUUUUGGCUACUAUCUCAAGACCCUACAAUGGGACGCAAACCUAUCCAUAAGACAAAAGUGGAAAGGUAAACGAAGUCAUACUUGAAAGUAUGAAGGUGUCCAAUGAGAAAGUGAGAGUCCUUAAACCUUGUGGAGUUAACCCAGUCCAAGGGUAUAAUUUAUGAGUAAACUCUAGCAUAUAUUGACGUUAUGUCAGAGAGCUAGAAUAUUUAUUAAUGUUGAUCCACUCUUCCCAAAGAGAUUAUUUUGACCAUAUACAUGAAUGUAUAUGAACAACAUUCCCCAAACCGGAAACGUUGGUUUCAACAACUAUGGCGAAAUAGUUGAAAUGUGGGGGAUAAAUUGGGGAAAAGGGAUGUGGAAUAUUACUUGGGUGAUUUCAAUUAAACUGAUACUUAGAAGUUUUGCGUAAACCCUAAGCUAAGUCAUAAAUGUCACUACAUUUAAAGAGAAACUUGUGAAGCUCAAGUACUCUAAGGUUAAUGAAGUAGAGAGACUUCAACACCGUUGGCAUGUGUUAUGUUUAUUGCAAUGCAAUAAAAUCAAGGCAAACACACAUGAUGUGUAGUGAAUCGAAAGAGACGAGUCUUUGGUGUAUUAUACCCAAAGGAGCUUACCAGAUGAACCACAAGGUAUAAUCCAUUGAUGGAUGUGGAUUUAUGGUUGAUGGGGAGUAGUACCUUGGAAAACAUCCAAGUUGACUAAAUAUAUACCCACUCUAAGACUGGUUAAGUUUAAUAGUCUAGCCCGCAUAGACUACGUAAUAAACGCACUUGUGCACUAAAUGGUUAUUGCAAGGGCUAGAAGUGUUAUGUGGAAAAAUCUCGUCGUAGAAACAUAACAUUAUUGACUGGUUAUUUCUAGUGAAGUUAUUGGAGAUGAUCAUAUUAGAUCAAAUGAUAACAAACGUGGGGCCCGCUUAGAAAUUAAUUAAAUCAUCAAAGGGAAUAGACGUGGCCUAGGACAAAUCAUCAUGCCAGUAACUCUACCUAAGCAGGAUUGGCAAACCCAACCUCUAGGUUCAAGGAGCAUACAAAGUUGUGAAUGAUGGUUCGCAUUGUCAAAUUAUUCAAUGUCCAUUCUCAAGAUGAGACAAUGUCCAAAGUAAGGGUAAACCUAAAUAUGAAAGGUUUUUAAUGGUUUCUAAGUUUGAUACGUGGUGUGAUCAAAUAGUGUAUUUUCCGAAUACACGUUUAGAAAUCACCUAUGUGAGUGUGAAGUGGAGCCGCUUUAAGGAGAAUAAAAGAAGGCCAGUUCUCUAAGCACUCAUGAGACCAGGCGGUGUUCAUGGCUAAAACGAACACAACAAUGAGAACCAGUGUACGAAUAAGAGUUAGUUGUGUGACAUAUGUUGUCUUAGUAUACAAGUAAAACCGACAGCUCAAAGAUAUCACAUCUACCGAUUGAUGAGUAUACUCGAUAUAUGUUCACUAAGAAAGGUUCAAAGGGACACCUACCUAUUCCGAUGCAACUAAUUCUUAGUCGAGAAUCACAUGAUUUUUCGCAUAGUUUUAAAGUACAACAUUCUCCAUUCAUGUGGGGGAUUGUUGGGUUUUUUAGUGGUGUGAAUGGAAAUGAAAGGGGAAAGUUCCAAGAGAGUCUCUUGAAGUACCAUGUUGGUAAGAUGUGGGAAGGCAUGGCCUCGAAUUCGAUCGAUUUGAUGUAAUAUGUGGUUAAUUGGUUAAAUUGGUUUGUGUAACCAAAUGAGCCAAACCGAGUUGAACCAAUUAGAACCGAACCGAUAUGGCGGUUGGAAUAACCAAGAUACACUUUCAUAUCACGUGGUAUAAUCUUGUAUACUACCAAGUAUUACCAAAUGAUAUGAACUAGUGAUAAAUAUCUCAAUUUUGUUUUCCAAAAUGGACAUCAUUUAAAUUUGAAGAGCACAACUUAUUUGAUUUCUUUGUGAAAAAACUUAAAAUUAUGGCUUAAAAUAAAAGAAAUUAACCCGUUAAUUGGAGAAAAAUUAGUUAUGUUCCACAAAUAGUAAGUUUAGAUUUAUACAUGAUAUUAUGCAUGAUCGAUCAUGCAUAUAAACCUUAUUAUGCAUGCUAUCCGCUUCCCUUUUAUCUGUGUGAAAACUCAAAAGUAGUUAUAGCGAAAAAAAAGAUUCAUUGCUCUAAAGAGCAAAAUAAAUUAAGGAGCCAAAAGUUCAAUUCUUUUGAUAUCCUUUUCUUUUUUGCUCUUGCGUUAGGACUACUCUUAUUACCUUUAAUAAAUUCAUCAUAUUAUAUAUUAGUUAUAUUAAUUCGCAAGUUUUGGUUUAAGGGGUUUGGGCAUAUGCGGGCGGGUCUUCCGCAAGUUUGGUGCGCCCCCAACCCCAUUUCUUUCCCUUUUGUCGUUUGCCUGGCGAUUGGGCAAGUUUCAUCCCUUCCCUCUUGCCCUCCGUCGAAUCCCUGGAGCCGAGAAUCGAACAGCCAACACCAAACCAAACUGGUUCGGAGAUGGAUCGUGUUUCCCCAUCUCCCAGUCGAGAAUCGAAGAGCCAACACCAAACUUCUAAUUGCCGAUGGAUUCCGAUCGAGUUCUCUGACUUCCGUGGCCGCUGGCGAAGUUGGGUUCGGAGAUGGGAAGUUGGGUUCGGAGAUGGAUCGUGUUUCCCCCUCUCCCAGCAAAGUCAACCAGAUCACUAUAUGAAAUUACCUUCAUUCCCUUCGGUCUUACCCCUAUCAAUACCUCCCUCCUACCGAUCCGGUCUCUUCCCCAUUCUUUCCCUUCUUUCCCUUCGGUCUCACCCCUAAGAAAGUGACCACCUUCGUUCUCUCUCUUAUUCGCACCACCGGAUAAGCUCCCAUUUGGUCUGAGGAGCUGCGAUAGAUUGGCGGUAACUCUAUUCAUCCAUCUUUUGGCGGCUAGCCAAGCCAACUCCACCGGUCGACCGUCUUCCACCAGAGUUCUUCCAAUCGAUUCAUCGAAUCCCCAUCAAGAUAUGCAAAGAAGAACGGAGGAAAGCAGCCGUAAGCUUCCUGCAUGUGCUAUUGUUGUCCAAUUUUUUCCUCUUUAGUUUUUUGCUUUGAUUAUGAUGUUGGGUUUUAAGAUGAAAGGUUCCCAAUUGGUGAUUUCUUCUAUGUUAAUAUUGCUGAUGGCCAUCUGAAUGUAUUUUGAACUUUAAAUUCUCAUGGGUUAGGGACAGACUCAAAGAUUUGGAUGAGUCGCAUGUUCUGCUCAGUCACUUGAUCAAUUGACAUUGCUUUCUUUCCUACUAUUUGGAUUCUUAAAAGGUAUUGAAAAUUGAAUGUCCAGGUGGAGAUAGGUUUUAUGAUGUCAUUUAACAUGUUACAUAGUUAUGUGGGUUUCUUUUAAAAUGAUUGAUGGAAUCAUGUUUUAGUUUAUUCGUUGCUUUGGCUUAUGGGGUUCCUUUGGAGCUGAGCUUAAGAGAACUUUUGCAUGCCAAGUCUAAUUAUGAUGAUCACCUUUUUGUUGUGUUUUGAUGUUAAAUUUUGAACUCUUUUCAUUAGUUCGUCCACUAAAAAAUGCCAAGUCUGCUCUUUCAAAUCACAAUUAAACUAAUUUGCAAGUGCAAGCUCCACUACUUAACCUUAAAAAUUAAUAGGUCGGUUAGGAUUUAAGGAUUAAUCUUUAAGACUAACGCUUGAUACGCAACUCGACAAUACGCUUGAUACGUAAUUUGUGAUUCAUGAAUUCUUUAUAUGUGUCUGAUUCCCUAUUCAUAUGUCACAGGAUGAGCAAUUAUCUGAUUCCCUUGGUUUUGGCAUGAUAUAUGAAUUGGAGAUUUGAGUCGAGUGUCCCAAUAGAACACCUAUAGAUGUGUUAUCUCCCUCAACAUCCUCUUUGGCGUUGUACGGGGUAAGAGGUAAUCAUCUAAAUCCCUUUAAAUCAACGGGACAUAUUAUGUAGCUGGUCUGCUACUUGAGUUAUGUAUCAGAUGGGGAAUGGGCAACAAAUGGGGAGUAACUUAAGUGUUUAAGUAGUUUGGGCAAUCAUCAAACAUGCAUAUACUAUGAUAAUUGCCUGUGAAGGGUUGGAUUCCAUGGGACAAAUUAUGUAGCUGGUCUGCUACUUGAGUUAAGUAUCAGAUGGGGAAUGGGCAACAAAUGGGGAGUAACUUAAGUGUUUAAUUAGUUUGGGCAAUCAUCAAACAUGCAUACAAUUAUGUAUUUCAUGAGUUUUUAUGGUUCCAAGCGAAUCUCUUGAUAAUAGGUUAUAUCAUGUACUCUGCUAUUGGAGUCAGUUUAAUGGUUACUGAUGCUAUGCUGCAUCACUGCCAAUGGUUAUUGAUUAUAUCAUCUACUCUAGAAAUGAUUAUCAUGUAUAUACUAGAGGGAGGAGCAUUUCUACUAUGCUAUAUAGUAUUGGUGCUUUAAUGUACAACUUAAAGUUGUACCAUAACAUGAAAUGUAUAAGUUUAGAUUGUACCAUAAAAGAAUUUGUAUCAUUAUGUAAAGGUACAACUUUACAACUUGAAGUUGUACCAUUACAUAAAGGUACAAGUUCAAGUUGUACCAUAAAAGAAUUUGUACAAACAGUAUAGGUAUAAUCUAAAGUUGUACCACAACGUUAAAUGUACAAUUUCAAGUUGUACCAUAAAGGCAAAAACCUAUAGCACCAAUACUAUAUAGCAUUGUAAAAUUCCUCCCAGAGGGAGAUACCUUUGUUCUGUUUGUUUCUCAGAAUAUUGGGGUCAUUUAGUCAACAUCAAUAGAUAAUAUGGUCAUAGCAGAAAAUUAAUAUACUUUGUCAUAUACAGAAAUAUUGACAACGUAAACAAUGGUUUAAUGAUAUAGGAUAGAGUAGUUAAUCUAAGUUUCAUUGGGCAAUUGCUUGCUGUGGAAAUGCAAAUUCAUGGAGAUAAUGUGUUAGUUAGUUUCCUACUGGAAUUGCAUUCCGUUGGAGUGCAAUUUCAUGGAUAAUAAUGUAGAAGUUAGUUUCCUACUCGAAUUGGUCCAUCUGCUGAAGUUCAAGAUGGAAUUCAUAAUCGAUUACUGUUUAGGCAGAAGUUAGUUUCCUACUCGAAUUGGUCCAUCCACUGAAAUUUAAGACCAAUUUUUUGUUAUCGUUAUUACUGUUUAGGAAGAAGUUAGUUUCCUACUUGAAUUGGUCCAUCUCACCUUCCUCAUAAUCCUAUUCAGGCUAAUUAAAAGAUUUUUUUAUAAGUUAUGUCUAGAUUUAAUAAUAGUAAUUUCCACCUCAAAUAUAACAAUUCAUUUAUUCUCCCAAUCAAUUACUAUUUAGGAAAAGUAUGUGUCACCUUACCCCGUAAUCCUAUUAUGAAACACAAAUGAAACACUAUAAAUGCAUCAAAAAGCUGCAACAUCGUAUUCAAUUUUUAGUUUUAAAAUAUUCUUACCAGCCGCUGCAUUGUGUAAUAUUGCUCUAACCGCUUCCUCCAUCUUCUCAACAAUGACCCGCAAAACAGGAUUUGCAACUUCAAAGAAAAUCCUGGAGAUGACAACCGCUGAUAGUCCAAAAGAACUGAUCCAUGAAUUCUCUGAAAGUCCAGAGAAGCUCCUCCACCAACUCACUCUUCAUGACACCAAUGUGUUAAUCAAAGCACGUCUGUUGCAUUCAUGGCGCUCCGUUAGUCCAAAAAUCCCUGAAUACAUUUUCGACUUUGGAACGCUAUGGGCUGAUGAAACGGGCAUGCUUAUACACGGUAUUGGAAACCGAAAUUUUGUUACUGAGUUUGAGAGGAAACUCUCUGUUGGGUCUGUCUACAAAAUCCAAAAAUUCAUUGUCCAGGAAGCUAAACAAUUCUACCGCCCAUGUCGAAAUAACUUAUGCAUCUUUAUCACUCCCAGUACUUCGUUUGAAGAUGUGACUGCUUCUUCUUUUGAUUUCACUUCCAAUAGCUUUGAGUUCUGUGAUUUUGCAUCAUUGGAAGAACGUUCAGGCUCUCGCACACUAUUAACAGAUGUUGUUGGUUGGCUCACUUCCAUCAGUCAAGUUGACCACAUAAGUACUUGCAAUGGAGAAGCCACCUGUCAAAAAUUAGUAAUACAAAACGAGAGAGGUAUCUCCUUAUCUAUUUCUUUAUGGGGAAAGCUAGCCUACAACCUUAGAGCUACGGAAUUGAUCACCGCAGCUGAAACCUCUCCUGUCAUUAUUGCCAUAGGAGGGCUGACUAUAUCAACUUUUCGAGGUGAGGUGGGAGCUUCAAGUACUUCUGCUACGCGCAUAAUUCUGAACCCCCAAACACUUGAAUUCGGAUACUUUAAGCCAUAUCCAAACGAUUUUGGAGACCUUAUAAAAGUUGCUUCUAAUGCCUCGGAUGGCAUCUCUUCAAUCCCCGUGGCUAAUGAGACACCAGAAAAGAAUGCCCAACGUGCUCUGGAAUUGCAGCGGACAGUAAGCGACCUGAUCAACAUACGUGCAAUCGGAGAAUCAGCGAAUAAAGUUUAUAUUUGCAAAGCGACUGUUACUGCUGUGAAAUCACCAAAAAAUUGGGCAUAUCGAGGUUUCACAAAAUGCUAUCGCACGGUGACCGAUUGCGGUGCAAACUAUUGGUGCGAAAAAGACAAUCGAAUACCCGCUUCACAAACAAAGCAAUGGUACCUAACUAGACUGAUUGUGCAAGAUGCCACAGACGAAGCAAUAUUCCUUCUCAUAGGAGAAACUGCUGACAAACUGCUUCGGAGGAAAUGUUCUGAAGUAUAUGAUAGCUUUCCGCAGGGCACUGGUAUAUUGCCGCCGGAUAUUGAAACUCUUUAUGGUCAAACUUUGGAAUUUCACGUGAAAAUUCCAAAUAAAAAUUACAAGGGCGGAGAGGGAGACUUCACAAUAACGAACAUUAUUGGCCUUUACCAACGAUCUGCCAAAACAGCUCACACAAAGCUUCUAACUUUGGAACCUCCAAAAAGAGCACUGGAUUUGAGCACAACUGGAGAAAUGGAAAGCCCUCUACAUACAGAGAAUAAGGUUACUGAAGAAGGAUCAAAUUCAGGGAAGACUGAUGUAGGGGAACAGUCGACAAGAAAAGGGGGCAGAAAAACUACCCAAACUGAACUUGGUGAAGACGCAAACAGCAUGCUUGAUGAAGAAUCUUCCGAUGAUGAAAAAACUUUGUCUGAAUUAAGGCCAAAUGCAAGAGGCCUUUGCACCAAUAAUCUCUCUGAGGAUAUCAACAUGGCUGGGUGUACAAACAUCAUUGACCGUCCAUUGGCACGAGUGAAGAAGGAGAAAAUAACUUCUGCCUCCAGCUCAAAAAGAAAAGCAAGUGCUGUGGAAAUCGUCGCCGAUAAGAAGUCAAGGAAAAAUUUCCAAUCAUCCACGAAGGUUAACAAGGGAAACAACUCUACCAUUACUGACUUUGACAUUGAGCAAGAUUCAAGGAGGAAUGAUGAUUGUUCAAAUAAACAACAGAAGAGAAAACAGGUGAAAUCAGCUCCGAGAAAAGCCACCAACAACAGGCACACUCACGUUGAUGCUGACAAAGUGAUUAUGGUCAAUUCCGAUGACGAGAAAUCAUUUUCUGACAAUGAACAACCUCUGUUGAAACUGCUGGGAAACAAGAAAGCUGCAAAGAAGGACUCAGUAGACACCAAAGUGCGUCCAAAAGACACGAAAUACAGCAUUAACUCACCCUUGGCCAGAGUUAAGAAGGAAAAACUUGAGGUAGCCUCUAAAUCAACAUCGACUACAACAAAUGGCAAUACCUCAUAUGCUGCUGCUGAAGUACUUGGGAAACGCAAGCGCCAACCAUUGAAGAAAUAUGGUGCUUGAGAAGAUCAGUUAGACUAGAAAUACCAUCGUUCAACUUCAACACAUUUACUUUUUGGCCAUCUAAAUUAAGUUACUUUGUUUUCAUCGAGAUCAUUUAGGGUAUGGGUUGGAUGGAUACCUAUUGUUUUAAGGACAAGUAUUUGCAAGAACAUGUUUUAUGUUGUUAUAGCUCAUUCUUAAUUUAGUUCUUAUUGUAAGAACAAGUAUUUGCAAGAACCACUUACUAUUGACGCUAUUACAUUACACAGAAUGGGUUGCACAAACAACCACAUAUCAAGUUAUUUCACUUCAAUAGUAUGCAUUACAUACGAAAUGUCAACACUAAUUAUACCUCUACCAAGAAACCGCCACCAAGAAUCAACCGCCAUCGACUCAUUUCACUUUCAACAACACGUAAAUCAAGUCGACGCCAAUGUACCAUGAUCUAUAUACUUAACCGGUGGACUGGCGUUUAAGAACCGAUCGCAUGUCCUUGCCGUGCCUUUUUUUUACAUAUCUAAUUUCAUCUCUUUAUACCCUCUUUUCUGGCAGAUUCUUUCCCCAUCCCUUCAACCCCUCUGUCGAUCCCCUGGAGGUUGGGCAAGAGAGCUAGCCGGUGAAGACCCAAGCCACUCCGUCUAACCCUCUUCUCUUCCCGCCAGUUUUCUCCUCAUCCCUUAAUCCCCUAUGUAGAUCCCCCGGCAGUUGGGAAAGAGAGCUAGCCGGAGAAGAGCAAAGCCCCUCCGUCGAACCCUCUUCUUUUCCCGUCCCAAUCUCAUUGGUAUACGGAAACAACUUCCAAACCAUUUACUUUAUUCAUCAUAGCAUAUGAUUAUUAUCAUAUUAUUCCCUGAUUUAUUAUCAACGUGAAUAAAUUCAACCCUCAAAA